Linum tenue is the source of this 822-nucleotide messenger RNA. The record is from the annotation of a GenBank genome assembly. Lineage: Eukaryota; Viridiplantae; Streptophyta; Magnoliopsida; Malpighiales; Linaceae.
AUGGAAGAAAUAUUGGCCAACCACACUUUCAACGACGACAAGCUUUUCCUCGCCAACUUCAUCGUCACCAAUUACUUAGGCCCCGACGUCUUCUCGGAGAUUCCGCGACGGUCCGUCGCUAAUAGGCUUUCCCGACGGUUUCCUCCUUACACUUCCGCCCACUUGGGCGACUCCUCCCUCACCGUCUCCCAGCUGAAAUCCCUGUACUAUUACGCCCUCCGAAACGCCGACCCGACCUUGAUUCUCAGCCCGGCCCAAUUCCACGCCUACCUCAAAGGCGACGAAACAACUUACACCACCAAUUUCACCACUUUUUUCCCUCUCCACCUCCACAAGCACAAGGCCUACUCCCCCUCCUCGACCCACGAGGUCGUGAAGGGCAUCGUCGUCGUUAUUGGUAAUAACGACGGCGAUGCCCCAGUAGAUGAUGAGCUGAACCGGUCGUAUAUCGACCGGUUCAUACGUCUGUCCGGUUCGGCCGGUUUGAAGAUGGAUUCGAAAUCGUGCUUGACGUAUCCCCCGAGGGAUGACGACGACCGUGAUUAUGAUCCGCGUCCCGUGGUUUUGUUUCGAGAUGGAUUCAAGCGGCGGCGCGUGGUUAUUAGCGACGGCGGCGAUGAUGAUUACGAUGAGAGGGAUUUCCCGACGGCGGAGGAGCUGGCUGCUCGCGAUGCGACGGUGGUCGUCAAUGAUAAAACGGUGACGUUUAAGCUGGUUGGGUUGUCGUCGGACUACGUCGUUAUUGGGAUCAGUAGAGCUGCUUACCUUUUCCGUGUUGCUCUCCCUCGUCUCCCGAAUAAUUUUCGUAUGUGUACAAAAUAA